GAGGGAAGCAAUGAGACUGAAACUUCCACAUCUUCAAGCUAGAUCUGUCCACGCUUUAACAACAAUACGCCAAUGCCAAAGCUUUAAUAAAACUGGACAUCUGCUGUUAAAGCUGAAUAAUGAAGUUGAUGGACCAUCUGACAGAAGAGCAAAGUCUUGGGAUUUGUAUGCUCUGAAAACUGCUUUCCCUUGUUUGACAAGUCGCUGUGUGCAAGUCAAGAAUUGGCAGCUGCUCCAAGGAAAUGUAUCUGCUUUGGGAAAAAAUGCUUACUGUCAGAGUGGGGAGGGUGUUUUUCCAUCCUGGAAAUGUUUUGGUGUGGCGAUGAUGGAAAACUACAAACUCAAUACAGAGCAUGUUAAAAAGCUAAGGAACAUAUCAUCAAGAUUUUACUCAGUUGUAUCAGCUGGCAAAAUUAUUCCAAAACACAGUAGCCAGCCAGUUAAGAGGCCGCCGAAGGCACCAAGGACUAAGCAGCCAUCCAGAGCUAACCAGCCACUGCUGUCAGACAUGCAGAAUCUGAUGCAGUGCACAGCCUUUGCAACAGCAGAUGAAUAUCAUCUUGGUAAUCUGUGUCAUGACCUGACUUCACAUGGAUAUGUUGAAAUAACAAGUUUGCCUAGAGAUGCUGCAAACGUUUUGGUGAUGGGUACUGAGAAAUCUGCAAAAGAAGAUGAUCCUGGCAUGAUUUUUUUCUUCAGGGAAGGGGCUGUUGUGUUUUGGAAUGUGGAAGAGAAAAGUAUGAAGAGUGUCAUGCAACUGCUAGAACAGCAUGAAAUUCAGCCAUACGAAGUUGCACUGGUCCACUGGGAGAAUGAAGAGAUCAACUAUAGAAUAGGAGAAGGCCAGUCAAAGCUUCACAAAGGAGAAAUCUUGUUAAAUUCUGAGCUGGAUAGUGAUGAAGUUGUUCUGCAGAAGUUCGCUUUUUCAAAUGCCCUUUGUCUGUCUGUAAAGCUGGCUAUUUGGGAAUCAUUAUUGGAUACCUUUGUGGAAUCCAUCCAGUCAAUUCCUGAGAUCCUGAAGUCACGACGGAAGGUAAAACUGUCUCAUGCAGAUGUAAUGCAGAAAAUUGGAGAACUCUUUGCUUUAAGGCACCGUAUAAAUCUGAGUUCAGACCUACUAAUAACACCCGACUUCUACUGGGACAGAGAAAAACUUGAAGAGCUUUAUGACAAGACAUGCCAGUUUCUCAACAUAAAUCGUAGAGUUAAGGUAAUGAAUGAGAAGCUUCAGCACUGCAUGGAGCUGACAGACCUGAUGCGAAAUCACCUGAAUGAAAAGCAUGCUCUGCGCCUCGAGUGGAUGAUAGUGAUACUCAUCACCAUAGAGGUUCUGUUUGAACUUGCAAGGGUAGUUUUCUGAUGACAGAAGAAACUCAGGAAGAAGAAAACUGACAAAUCUAUAUGGCCCAGAAAAUUACUGUCUAUGGUAUGCUUCUGGAAAACAGUGGAAUCAUGGCUCUUGAUAGAUAUGUACAUCUUCUACUCAAAUAAAAAAA
Molecule: messenger RNA, 1496 nt
Organism: Nestor notabilis (Kea)
Lineage: Eukaryota; Metazoa; Chordata; Aves; Psittaciformes; Psittacidae
Gene: RMND1
Product: required for meiotic nuclear division 1 homolog (S. cerevisiae)
Exons: 11
Coding region: 11-1360 (449 amino acids)
Biological process (GO): positive regulation of mitochondrial translation
Source: RefSeq, a predicted model, not a curated record